Messenger RNA from Pocillopora damicornis (cauliflower coral), 3434 nucleotides. Its product is annotated as lysosomal alpha-mannosidase. Gene Ontology annotation, molecular function: carbohydrate binding; alpha-mannosidase activity. Gene Ontology annotation, cellular component: lysosome. The record is from RefSeq and is a predicted model, not a curated record. Lineage: Eukaryota; Metazoa; Cnidaria; Anthozoa; Scleractinia; Pocilloporidae. Gene Ontology annotation, biological process: mannose metabolic process.
CCUCUUAGACAAUUUCACGGAAAUAUCUCGUGACUUGGUUUGUCGAACGUAAACUCUUGGUCAAACAUUUACUUGGAGAUUAGAGUUUUUUGGCUCCUGUAUCUUCAAAAGAAAGAAGAGAAUGGUGAUUUUCUUCUUCACUGUAAGUCUUUUUUGCCUUGGAGCAGCCUUCGAGUGUAAAUCUGACCGUGCCCUGAACGACGAUGAGAAACUGCAAGUCCAUCUCGUUCCCCACACGCACGAUGACGUUGGCUGGCUGAAAACAGUGGACGAGUAUUAUUACGGAGCUAAUAAUUCUAUUCAACAUGCUGGUGUUCAAUACAUUUUGGACUCUGUCAUUCCCCAGUUAACUGCAGAUAGUACCAAGCGAUUUAUCUACGUAGAAAUCGCAUUUUUUGAGCGCUGGUGGAACGAACAAAAUGAAGCUAUGAAAACGGAAGUCAAGAGGCUUGUUGCAAACAAACAGUUGGAGUUUAUAAACGCUGGUUGGUGUAUGAACGACGAAGCAGCCACACAUUACAAUGCGAUCAUUGAUCAAAUGACUUAUGGACUUAAUUUCGUGCAGGAGACAUUUGGAUCAGAAGCAAGACCCCGUAUAGCUUGGCAUAUUGAUCCAUUCGGUCACUCAAACGAACAAGCUUCAAUCUUUGCUCAAAUGUCAUUCGAUGGAUUUUUUUUCGGUCGGAUCGAUUACGCUGACAAGGAAUUACGUUUGAAACAGCAGCGAAUGGAGCUUGUGUGGAGAGGAAGCCGAAAUCUUGGAAAAGACUCCGACAUUUUUACCGGAGUUCUCUACAACGGGUACAACCCACCCCCUGGAUUUUGCUACGAUCAGUUUUGUGUUGACAAUCCUGUACAGGAUGACCCGAGGCUAUUUGAUAUGAAUGUAAAAGAAUCUGUCGAUAAAUUUGUACAAGUAACCUGCAAGCAAGCAUCGCAGUACAAAACUAAAAACAUAAUUUUAACUAUGGGUUCAGAUUUCAUGUACGAGAAUGCCAACCUUUGGUACAAGAAUUUGGACAAACUUAUCAGAUAUGUACAUGAAGAUGGCCGCGUUAAUGCAUUUUACUCCACUCCUACCACCUACUUGGACGCUUUGUAUAAAGCCAAUCAAACUUGGGAAUUAAAAACAGAUGACUUCUUUCCGUACGCUGACUGUCCACAUUGUUACUGGACUGGCUAUUUUACCAGCCGUCCUGCACUCAAGCAAUAUGUCAGAUACAACAACAACUUACUUCAGGUUUGUAAACAGCUGGAAGUGAUGAAUGGUCCUGCAAAGAAAAAUGGCCCAAGUUCAGAUACACUGCGCAGAGCCAUGGGUGUGGCUCAGCACCAUGAUGCUGUCAGUGGUACAUCAAAACAGCAUGUGGCUGAUGACUAUGCCAAACGCCUUGCUAUUGGUGCAGCAGAAUGUCAGGAGCUGGUUGGUGAUGUUCUUAACAAACUUAAAGUUAAAAACCCUGAAAUCAAGCCUCCUACUUUGACUUUCUGUGACCACCUCAACGUAAGCGUAUGUCCUCUGACUGAAAAGACCAAGUCCUUCACAGUAACUGUGUACAACCCUCUUGCUCGAGCUGUAGACGCUGUUGUUCGCCUUCCAGUAGCGCUGGCCUCGAUGAAUGUUUUUAGCCCACAAGGUAAACUUAUCGAAAGUCAAAUGUUACCGGUUUCUAACGAAACGAGACUGCUUCGUCAAGCUCAGAACCUGACACAAGGCGACUCAUCUUUUGAGCUUAUUUUCUUUGCCAAAGUUCCUGCUCUUGGCUUUGCAACUUACUUCGUGAACUCUACUAAGUCAACAGUGAAGAGUAAAAUUUUCAAAGACGUCCCCAAGCGUGUUUACGAAGACGCAGACGAAGUCUCUAUCGAGAAUGAGUUUAUCAAACUGUCGUUUACGGAAGAUACUGGUCAUUUGACGAGUAUGACUGACAAAAGUUCCAAGACUACAACUGUGUUAAGCCAAGGGUUCUAUUGGUACAACGGCAGCUUGGGAGAAGAUGCCAGUACACAGCCUUCCGGUGCUUACAUCUUUAGACCCAACAGCAGCCAACCGAUACCGAUCCCCCAGAGCAGCAAAGUAGAGGUCUUUAAGGGUACUGUUGUGCAAGAGGUACGCCAGGUGAUAUCACCGUUCAUCAGCCAAGUGGUCAGGCUGUAUGCCGGGCAAAGACACGCUGAGUUUGAAUACACAGUCGGACCAAUCCCAGUAGGGGAUAAAUGGGGUAAAGAAAUCAUCACCCGGUUUGACACGGAUAUCCACUCCAGUGAGCUGUUCUACACGGAUGCUAAUGGAAGGGAGAUGCAGGAACGUAAGAGGAACUACCGACCAACAUGGAAGCUGAACAACACUGAACCAGUGGCUGAGAACUACUACCCAGUCAACAGUCGAAUGUACAUCAGAGACAGUGAGAAACAACUGACGAUUCUGACUGACCGGUCUCUGGGCGGGUCCAGCAUGAAAGAUGGCUCCAUGGAGAUCAUGCUUCACCGGCGGCUUCUCAAAGAUGACAAGAGAGGCGUGGCUGAGCCGCUGAAUGAGACGGGGAUCAGUGGUAAAGGUUUGAUCGUGCGCGGAAAGCUGUGUCUGAUUUUAGCACCGCCUAAGGAAUCUGCAGCUUUGCAUCGCGAGCUUGGCGAGAAGCUUUUGCUGGGGCCUGUGCUCGGCUUCGCACCCAACAGCCUUACGUUCAAGAAGUGGACGAGUCAGUACAACGCACUGCACAACGGUCUCACUCGUGAGCUGCCAGCCAAUGUUCACUUGUUGACGCUGGAGACCAUGAAGGACCUCGCUUUGAUUCGCGUUGAGCAUCAAUUCGAGGGUGGUGAGGAUCCGAAGCUUUCGCAACCCGUCAACAUUUCCUUGGCAGAGCUCUUCACCGAUUUUACCGUCGAGUCCAUGACUGAAAUGAAUUUGGCCGCCAACCAGUUGCUAAAAGACAAGCAGCCUCUCCACUGGAAUAUAAAAAACAAGAAGAACAAGCAAGAACAAAGAGAAAAGAAGAAAAUGGUAGCGCGAAAGGAAACGGAUUUGAACUUGCAUCUCACCCCGAUGCAGAUUCGCACCUUCAAAGCUGUCAUUAAGCGUCAUGGAGUGUUCCAGCAGAAAAGUUCCUAAGUGGUACGGCAUCUAAAGCGUUCCGUUAACACAGCGAUCAAACGUCUGCGCAUGUGCAAUUGUUGUAGAGGCUUGCUGACAUGCUUUCAGGCUUUCAGAACUAUGUAACCUCACUAGACUUAGAACAACCUCACAAGUCCGUCAAUCACUGUAUUUUACACGGGUAUAAAUUGUUUGAUAAAGCUCCAAACAAAAUGAUAAAUUGACAAGGUACCAUUAGAGAAUGAGCUUUAUGUUCGAGAAUUCUCAAGGUUUCCUUUCCCCAACCCUUUUUUCUUGUUUACAGAUCUCUUUGAAAGAUUCCAUUUUUGUUUGCAAA